GCAUGCGCAGACUUGUCUCGUUGAACACGCACUUCGAUUGCACAAUACGUGGUAAUAAUAAUAAUCAAGUCUAAAAAUACAAUUAGAUGGGUUGGAUCUAAUCACAAACAAGUAAGACCGACUAUAAAUAUGAAGAGAAUUGUUGCAAUAGCCAUCCUGCGAAAAUUGAAACACGACCGUGGUUGUGCUGUGCUGGAUAUUUCCAGUUCACCAGAAAAAAUCUCGAGCUCGCCUUUCCAGUUCCAUCCUCAUCAAUCAAGGCCAAGGAGCUCCAGCUCCAUCAAGCUUCAAACUCCUUGAUCCUCUCUCCCUUGCCUCUGACGGCUCGAUCAGCUCUGGUCACUUACUGUUGUUGGAAUCAGAAUUGGACUGUCCAUAGGCGUAGUCAGCUAGAAUCAGGAACAAGUGUAGUCACAUUUUCUCUUGAUUGAAGAAGAGCUAAAAGCAAGACCAUGGUGCGACGAGAAGGGACUCGCUUUGGUGUGUGGACUGGUCACAGUUUGAGAAGAUCUGUUCAGUCUCAGAAGGCUGUCCAUUCCAGCCAAAAUAUUGUUGUGAGGGCUUCUACGGAUGUGAAGGUCAAACGGGCUCAGAAACAGGCUUCAUCUGUGGUUGAGAAUCAUCUCCAGAAUAGGUCAUUAAACCUCAAAGGUUUCAGCAAUGAGACAGUCCUCCCAUUUUCUCUCAACAAAAACAAGCGAUGGGAGGUCGUUGAUGCCUUGAAAAAGAAUGUAGGAACUCUGUGCUGCCAGGGCGACCGCAUCACCGUUAGUGAACAUCACAUCAGCAUUGGCAAUCCUGAGGUAGACUGUACAGCCUCUUAUGAUUCCAUGUCCAAGUUCUCUCCAAAGAAGACAUAUGCAAGGGCAGCAGACCUAGCACCAAAGGAGACGGAACCAUCCACCGACCAAGUCGCUGCACAAGACAAGGAAUUCGGAACGAAGAACCGAAGAAGACGGCAGAAGAGGAAGGUGAAGGUGGAUAAGGUUACCGGAGUCCAAGAAGAAGUGUUCUCGGUCAAUGUUAGCUAUGCUGUUAAUGUGGCUCCACCAAAGCACACGUUGCAUACCUUCCAUAGGAGAAACAGAACAAAUGGAUUGGAUGUUGGCAAUGGUGACAAUAUUGCCUUGCAGGUAACCAAGCAAGGAACAAAGAAAAGGAACAAGAAAGUGUCAGGCAGUAUCUUGGAUGACCUUGACUCAGUUAGAGAAUAUGAUGCUGGUGAAUACUACUAUGAUGAAGAAGAUGACCAAGAGGUGAUGGACGAAUCCAGAUGUAUUCCAAGGUCAGAGGUUACGGCUGUCUUUGGAAUGUUUGUAGUAGAUACAGAUCAGCAGACAGCAGGAUUCAAUCAGAAGAGGAAGAAUCCUACUCCUCCAAGUCCCAGGACCAAGGAACACAUCUUCCAGAUUGAUUUAGAAGAACCCCUGGAAUCGGGAGUGACUCCUUUGGAAGUAGAAGAUAAUGCCGUGUUGACAUUUCCAGUCUCAACAGACAACAUCCAGCCUGCAUCCCUCAGAGGCACAUUUAGUGACGAUUACCAAGAGGCCUACAGCUGUCCUCGUAGAUUUUCCGUCAACAUCACGGAUAGGGUUGUCAGCAAAGUACAGGCAAUCCCGAAACAUGGCAGCACCAUGUCAGACAUGCUGCUCUCAACAGGGUACCAGGUUUUUGUAAUCUUCUGCAUGCCCGUGCAAGAAUCCAGUCAGCACAAGAACAUAUCCGCUACAGUUGUCGGAGAUCGAUUUAAUCAGAUGGAUGCAGAGAAGAUUUUGUACGGAUACCAAGGUGAGAUCGGAUGUGUAUCAGAUGCAGUGGACAGGAUCACAGAACUUAUUGCCACCAAAGUCAAAUUCAGGUCAGAUGAGUGUAAGCUGAGCAUCGGUCAAAAGAAGAAGUCGAGAGGAGUUCCCCUUACCACUGUUGCCGACUCAUUGAAAUGGGAAAGUGAGACAUGGUCACAACAACGCAUGUGGAAACAGAUUAUUGCACAUGAGGAUGAUAAGCGCGAAGAGGAAUCAAGGAUCAAAGAGGAGAUCCCUGAAGACCGUGCAGAGACAUGUAAGAUCUGUUAUGUAGACAUCUCAGAGGCCUGUCCUGGUACUUAUCUUCAGCCAUGCAACCAUUUAUUCUGUGAUGGAUGCUGGAAGCAUUACCUCAUUGCCAAAGUGACGCAGGGUGAUCCUCGUAUUGCCUGCCCGGAAUUCAAUUGCAAGGUCCCUGUUGACAGAGUGAUCGUGAUGUCUCUGGUACCCAGUAAGAUCGCAUCUUUCCACCUGCAACAGAAGAUCAACGCAGCCGUCGCUUCUGACAAGCAUUUCCAGUGGUGUCCAAACAAGGGUUGUCAAUGUAUGGCGAGAUUCACUCCUGUAGCAUCGGGCCCUCUGACAAUCUCAUGCGAAUGUGGCUCUGUGUGGUGUUCCAAGUGUAUGCAAGAAGCCCACUGGCCAGCCACCUGCGCUGAAGCUGCUAAGUACAGGGCAGACAAGGCUUCUAUGUUGACGUGUGUGGCAGGUUUCAAUGAAAUCCUUGUCGACGAGGUCAGAUUCAAGAACUGUCCUGAGUGCAACAAUUCCAUUGAAAAGAUUUCUGGCUGCGAUGUGGUGACAUGCCCUUGUCAAUGUACAUUCUGUUGGAGGUGUGGAGACCUGGAUUCAAACCAUAACAUAUAUGCCUGCAAACAAGCUGCAGUUGAUUAUGAAACCUUUGAAUUUAAUGAAGAGCCCAUGGAAGAUGUAUACCAGCUGUCAGUCAUGCAUCAUCUCAAGAGAUCACGAAUAUACAGUUUUAAAAGGAAUCAGCUAGCUCACCAACUGGCCAAUAAGGUGGCUAUUACAUUCACCCUUGAGAAUGGUCCAGGUCACUGUGACAGACAAGCAACAGACUCCGCAUCUUCAAAGGCUCUAACAUUCUCGGUACUAAGAGGCAAGGAAUCCGGCGUGAAGCUCUUGGAAGAAAUAAACAAUUUGUUUAAGAAGGCAUCAGAUUUCCUGUUGGAGGCAUAUUCCGUCCUAGAAUUCUUAGAGAUCCAUCUUGUGUCUUUUCCUCCAUGUGAACAGAAGAGGGAGCUCUACCAGCGGAAAACAAGAAUAGCUUUCAUUUCUCAACAGCUUGAUGAUAUCUUGAACCAGAGGAUAGGAGAUUCCAAAGGGUGUGUGGAGAGGGUUAAUAUGCUCUAUGAGAAUGGGAAGAGUUGUCUGUUCUCUCUCGCAAGACUAACUUCAGAACUGAGCAACAUGAGAGAAACUCCCAUCAAUCAUGAGUACAGGGAAUGAUCAGCUGUAUGUUUUGUAGACACCCGUAAUGGUGCUAUAAAUCCGGGGUAGUCUUGGAAAAGUUUGCAUCUGGAGAGAUGAUGAUUUAUAGAUACUUACAGUACUAUUGUUGUUUUUGUCUCACCUGCAUAGCAGAGUGAGACUAUAGGCGCCGCUUUUCUGACGGCGGCGGUAGCAUCA
This is a messenger RNA of Lytechinus variegatus (green sea urchin), 3455 nucleotides long. RefSeq lists its product as uncharacterized. Gene Ontology annotation, cellular component: ubiquitin ligase complex; cytoplasm; nucleus. The record is from RefSeq and is a predicted model, not a curated record. Gene Ontology annotation, biological process: ubiquitin-dependent protein catabolic process; protein polyubiquitination; positive regulation of proteasomal ubiquitin-dependent protein catabolic process. Lineage: Eukaryota; Metazoa; Echinodermata; Echinoidea; Temnopleuroida; Toxopneustidae. Bases 453 to 3275 code for a protein of 940 amino acids. The transcript has 12 exons. Gene Ontology annotation, molecular function: zinc ion binding; ubiquitin protein ligase activity; ubiquitin conjugating enzyme binding.